AUUAUCAUAAUCUAAUUUUAAUUAAUCAUUUUCAACUGCUUUAUCUGUCCUUUUUCUUCCUAAUUUUCUUGCUUUCAACUUUUAGGGUUAGGGUUUUUAGGAUUCUUCUCACCAAGUUCUAGAAGAUAAAGGAGCGGUUACUUUUUUUAAAAAAAUACAUAUAGGGGAAAUUUUUUAUAGUUGUAGAUGGUGUAGCAAUGGAUGCAGUGAAUCAACAGGAACUGGUAGUGAGACCUUAUGGAUAUGAAUAUGAUGGGGGAUAUGAGAGGAAAGACAUUAAAGAAGCUCACAUGGCGGUCAUGAAUGGAGCAAUGAGUUCACUAAGCCAUGGGAAUGGAAUUGUUGGUGGAGGUGUUCUUCAACCUACACGAACCAGUGAACUCACCAUUGCAUUCGAGGGUGAGGUCUAUGUCUUCCCCGCUGUUACUCCAGAAAAGGUGCAGGCAGUUUUACUGCUUCUGGGAGGGUGUGAUGCAUCAGCUAAUGUGGCCAGAUCGGAGUUCCUAUUACAAGAAAAGGUCAAGGCUGUAGAUGAUUCUUCACGAGGUUCAAAGCUUUCCCGAAGAAUUGCCUCCCUAGUAAGAUUUCGUGAGAAGAGGAAAGAGAGAUGCUUUGAAAAGAAAAUUCGUUAUACUUGCCGGAAAGAGGUUGCCCACAGGAUGCAUCGUAAGAAUGGACAGUUUUCAUCAUUCAAGGAGUCCAAUUCAGCUGAUGGAAGCUGCGAUAAAAGUGAUGACACCCCUGAAUCUGUUGUGCGUAGUUGUCAACACUGUGGGAUCAGUGAGAAGUUAACUCCAGCAAUGCGUAGGGGGCCAGCUGGUCCUAGAACACUUUGCAAUGCUUGUGGCCUUAUGUGGGCAAACAAGGGAACACUGAGAGUUCUUAGAAAAGGAGGGGGGAGGAACACUCACUUUGAUUCAAAUGAGACGGAAGCGCGAUCUGAUAUUAAGCCUUCAAAGAUGGAACCAGAAAAUUCUUUUGCCAACAAUGAUGAGAAGGGAAGCCCAGAAGAGUCCAAGCCUGCACCUUUGGAUUCUGAAAAUCAUUUGAUAAGAUCAAACGAACUGGAUUUUGCACAAAGUUCUCAUCCUUUUCUCAUCCAGGUGGAGAAUUCCUCGGUCAAUCUCGAUGAUGAGGACAUGCAGGAAACAUUGGAAGAGCUUGCCGAUACUUCCGGGUCAGAUUUUGAGAUUCCUUCACAUUUUGACGAGCAGGUUGACAUCGAUGAUAUCGGGACUGUGUGGCCUGGGAUUUAAGAUCUUUUCCAAUCCUCUGAGGUGGAGGAUUCAUUUCGCUGACAUGUUUUGAUCAAGGCAAACGCCGGUACCGACUUGACUAUAGAUUUCCAGAGAUCUGAUUUUUAUAGACACGGGAUCAGGAUGAGGAUCACAUCCCCUUUGUAUGCGAGUGCUAAACUUUUAACAUCUCCUUCUGUUUUGUUGUAAUUGUAAUGUGAAUAAUAU
Molecule: messenger RNA, 1463 nt
Organism: Hibiscus syriacus
Lineage: Eukaryota; Viridiplantae; Streptophyta; Magnoliopsida; Malvales; Malvaceae
Product: GATA transcription factor 18-like
Exons: 11
Coding region: 198-1256 (352 amino acids)
Biological process (GO): regulation of DNA-templated transcription
Molecular function (GO): protein binding; zinc ion binding; sequence-specific DNA binding
Source: RefSeq, a predicted model, not a curated record